Messenger RNA from Triticum dicoccoides, 1356 nucleotides. RefSeq lists its product as uncharacterized. Bases 1 to 1356 code for a protein of 451 amino acids. The record is from RefSeq and is a predicted model, not a curated record. Gene Ontology annotation, molecular function: protein binding. The transcript has 3 exons. NCBI's taxonomy places the organism in Eukaryota, Viridiplantae, Streptophyta, Magnoliopsida, Poales, Poaceae.
AUGGAUCUGACACGUCAGCUGCCCGAGGACGUGCUCGCCGACGUCCUCCGCCGGGUUGCACCGUGCGGCCUCGCCGCGUGCCGCUGCGCUUGCAAGGCCCUGCGUGCCAUCAUCGACGCCCACCGCUUGCUGCGCGCGGACCUUCUCCCGCUCUCUGUUGGCGGCAUAUUCAUCGACUUCCACAGCGAGCUUUUGUCAGAGUUCUUCGCCCGCCCCUCGACGCGCCCGGCGAUCUCCGGCAGGCUCGAUUACUUGCCCCGUCCCAAUGACUACCAUGGGAGUCGGGAUUCCUACACCAUCGAGGAUCACUGCAAUGGCCUCCUCUUGCUCGAUCGCGAUGACACUUACUACGUGGUUAACCCGGCCACGCGGCAGUGGGAUCCUUUACCAACGCGUCCAUCUACGUUCAAGGAGGAAGAUCCAGGCUUCGUAUACCAACAGUACCUUGUGUUUGAUCCUAUGUUGUCGCCCCACUACGAGGUAUUUCUGAUCCCACAUCCUUGCUUCAAAAGUAGGCCCGGAGAAUAUAAUUACAACAUGUCAGGGGAUGAACUAGACCCUAUCAUGGAGGAAUCUGAAUGGCCACCAUCCGUGCGCGCUUUGCAUGUUUUCUCCUCAAGGUCAGGCUGUUGGGAGGAGAGGUCUUUUAUUCGACAGGGAAAGGCUGCUCGCACCAUAGCUGAUAUGCCACGUUAUGAAUGGUACGACAAACAUUAUGGCGUCUACUACGGGGGUGCACUUUACGUGCACUGCAAAACUGAUUCCGUAAUGAGGAUAUAUUUGUCAAACAAUAGAUAUGAAGUAAUUAAACCACCUAUGGAUACUGAACUGAGCGAUUGCCAAAAUCUUCGUCUUGGACGAUCAGAAAAAGGGUUGUACUUUGCAUCUACCUGGCUUGACGAGCAGUAUCCAUCUACUUCUAAUCUGUAUCAUCUACUGGAUAUUAACUUCAAUGUGUAUGUCAAAGAGUACAAGGAGCAUAAUGAACAUCGCAGCUACAUGGAAAAUAUGAUAGAAAAGAAAUCUGAGUUAAACUCUAGCAAGAAAGAGCCAGUCGAAGAAAAGUUUGAAUGGGACUCUGAAAAUGAUAACAUUCUUUACAAGGAUGAGAGGUGUGUCGGUCGUGGCGAUGGACACAUAGGUAUCCUGGGAUUCCAUCCAUAUAAAGAGAUUAUCUUUUUGGAUGUAUCAAUAUACAGAGGAUUGGCUUAUCAUUUGAAAGAUUCAAAGGUUCAGGACCUAGGCUACUUGUACCCAACAAGUUAUUAUCUAGCUUUGCCCAAUGAUAGGUUCAUAACCGGGUCGUUCUCUUACACACCAUGCUGGCUAGGACACCAAAAAGCAACAAGAAUGUAG